GAUCAAGUGGAAGCAAAGUGAGGACCCACUAGGCCACAAGGCGAAAAAUGGGGGCGCCCGUAACAAACCAGUGACAGAGAAAAACUCUCGUUGAUUCAAUGGACGGAGCACAGAUAUAUAAAGGACGCCAGAAAUUAUGAAUUAAUCAGAACAAAAAAAAAAGGAAAAGGGAUCAGAGAUGGCGUGCAGGACGUUAUUGCGUUCCGUUUUCAUGACGGAGCCGUGGAGGCCUCUGCAACGAAACGGGAAUUUCUGUACUGUUGAAACGUUGAGGAGCUUUGGAAUUUCUGCUGCGAAGAGAGGGAGCCGCGGAUGUUACGCUACGGUUGUUAGUACUCGAGACGUUCACUUUUGGAAACGGACUCAGAAACUGAAUAGCUGUCACAAUGAAACGCCGUCGUCUUCGACAUCUGAGGAGGAUGACGUUGAUCAAGGCCCUCCUCAGGAAGCCAUUCUCAAAACAAUUUCAGAGGUAUCAAAGACAGAAGGGAGAGUUGGGCAAACCACAAAUGUGGUUAUUGGUGGUACAGUAGCAGAUGAUUCGACUAAUGAAUGGCUUGCUUUGGAUCAGAAGAUUGCUUUUUUUUUUCAGGUCAACUCAUACCCUACUGUUAGAGGAUUUAUAGCGAUUGGAACCGGAGGUGAUGAUUUCAUACAAGCUAUGGUUGUUGCUGUGGAAUCUGUAUUACAACAUCCAAUUCCUGAGGGUCGGGUGAGGCAGAAAUUAUCAUCUAGGAGAAAAUAUGUAUCUGUCAACAUUGGUCCUGUUCGAGUUGUUUCUAGUGAACAGGUUCAAGCCGUUUACAAUGCCAUGAGGAGAGAUGAUCGAAUGAAAUACUUUUUGUAAUGUGAUCCUCAUUCUCGAUUUAUGUAGAAUGGGAUCAUGUAAGGGGCCAUGUGAUUGCCCUUUUCUUCUUCCUGGGUUUCUUUUGAAAGGGAUCAUGUAGUCGAGAUUAUGUUCUUUGAAGUCACCAUCAUGGGCAAGAAAUCAUCAUUGAAGUUAGUCUAUUCUGUAUUUGUGCCUUUGCUAAGUUGUGUCAAUCUGUAUUUAAUGAUGUAUUAUUUAUUUGUCAGUCAGAAAUUAGUCUGCAAAUGGCACAUUUCAUUCAUAAUUAACCAUCUUUUUAUUGAAGCAAAAGUGAGGUGUUUUUUAGUUCUUCCAAUUUCAUGAAUUCCUAAAAGCAUUUCUCAUCUUUUCUCAGCUCUAUUCACUUUUCCAUUUGACCCUUAAAUUUUGCUCGAGUUUUCUUAGAAACCUUCUCCUUUAAAGGGUAGCCACUACAUCCAAAUUAAAAUGCAUUUUAUAAGUUUACUAAUCAGGGUGAGAAGUUGUAUUUUUUAUCACUCAGACACGUGGGCACUGAGAGACCUGGUUAGGUCUCAGCUAUCAGUUUAAGGUCAUUUACUAGUAAGUCAGAUAUCGUUGCCCCAAGGAGUUGAAUCAUCAAGACCAUUUCCUUACAGACAAUGUAGU
Durio zibethinus is the source of this 1474-nucleotide messenger RNA. The record is from RefSeq and is a predicted model, not a curated record. Lineage: Eukaryota; Viridiplantae; Streptophyta; Magnoliopsida; Malvales; Malvaceae.